UCCCUGUGCACAAGAAAUCCGGCGACCGGCCGCCAGUCGCCUGCGCUCCGCUGCGCGUUUCGGGCCAGCUGCCUCCGGCUGGGAUGCGCUCCGUCCCCGUCGGUGUGACGUGCGCCGCUGUCGGACCGGCCGCGCUUCCUCCAUCGAUCCGGGAUUCUGGGAGGGGCAUCCUGUCCGGCCGGGAAUGGCGGAUAGGGCUGGACAUGCAUCUGGAUAGAGGAUGACAUGGGGGCGCGGUGGAGUGGCACCCAAGAAAUCCGUGUUUAAUCCCAGCAUACGCGUACUGGUCUUCGUCAUGGAUCUGGAAAUAGUGUCCUGCUUUGAAGAGUCAGAAGAGGUAAACCUGGGUGUUUGUUAAUACACAGAUAUACUUUCUGCAUGUUUUUGUUUUUUGGUAAACAAUAACAGCCAUGUUGUUCGUAUUACACUGGGCUUUCUUGAGAUUGUUUUUAGUUUUCAGAUUUCAGCGUUUUUCAUUCGACGCGUUCUUAAUGAAGUGUAUUCUCUAUACAUGAUGGGUUGUUGCACUGUGUUAUCAGGUGAAAUUUGUUCGGUGCAUGUUGCAAGUCCGCACAUAUUUUUCGUCUGACCGUGCGUAUCACCACCCCAUAUCUGCCUCUUUCAGGUCCAUUCAUGUUUAUUUUCUCUGCAUUACACACAGUGGGACGGUCACUUUCAUAGCAACUUUUCGUGCCCAGUCUGGCCUGUGCGCGAUGUUGCGUUAAAUUGCAUUAAAGUUCUGGGGCUCUUCGCUCUACUCGUUGCAGCUGGGAAAUUGCACCAAUGCAGCAAACCCCGAAGCGAGCAUCGGCUGGGAUACUGUGUUGCAUGUGCGGCGGUACCCUGGGAAGGAUAACAUGUAUUAUCCUAGGUUCCGGCGCCGCUGUUGUAUAACCCUCGUUUUCCUUUACAUAAAAGACAUUAUAGUCGGAGCAGUUCGUUUUUCAUGAACUCGGCGCAGUUUUGCGGCAGACAACGCUGCACACAUCGCAUGCAGAAACAACAAUGCAAAUAAAUAAACAUCCGAAUAAAUCUGAGGCAGAGCAAGACAAAUGCAGGUUACAAUUGCAGUUGUUUUGGGGAAAGCAGCGCAACGUGGUGGUGAAUUACUGGGUCCCUGAUGGUUUGCGGCUCAAGUCCCGGGAGAACUCUGCUGGUCACCUUGACUCUGAAUUACACCAGUUAUGCACCCAGCCGUGUAGAUGGCUGAGCGCGCAAACUGCCUCGCCGUCAGAUGCGGCGUCUAAAUCACCACGCAACAGGUCUGGCAGUAUCCAGAGCAGGUUAAAGGCAGCAUGGGGUCAGUUCCGAUACGUGGGGAGCUGAAAUGGGUGUGAGUGCGGGUGGGAAGCUGGCAGGUGUGGAUUUCGAGCUGCCGGCAGUGAGCUGUGAGUUUGACGUGGGACGUGGCUCCUGCCUCUGGCCAGCCGCCUUUUCGUUCGCCGUUGGCAGGAUGAGGGGAAAUGAAGCGCGUUUUGUCACAUAGCGCUAAGUGAUAUCCUGACCGGCACGGUGAACUGCCAGAGCUGCCGGGUCAAGCAACCUCAAUGCAGCUCAGGCACUGAGUCAGGAUAAGUAGCUAUGGUGCGGAUGGCAAGGCCUACAUGAAGCAGGGGGGAGAGGGGGGGGCAAGAUGGGGCUAAGGGCCUUUCUCAGGGGCCCAACGGCAGCAUUAGUGUACCAGCCCCUGGAUUCAAAUGGGAUUAGGUUGCAAACCUUCAUAUCAUGGGAACUUGAUGAGUCUUAUCCUACUGGCCCACACACAACCACCCCUCCCCCCCAUCUCUUUAUCUGUCCACCCGUGAAAUCAUAUGUGAUUGGCUGCUCUGGUUUUCAUCACGAUCGGCAGACAAAUGACUCCCAGCUUCUUAGGACCAAGCCGGAAGCGUGAACUGUGAAAUUUAAGAGUAAACACCCAUGACUCUAGAGAUCUACAGGGAACACAGGACUGCCAACUUCGGUCAGCUGGCUGGAGUGGGAUUUUCAAUUUGAGACAAGUCUGCACACUCAUUAUCACCUUGUAAAUAGUCUGUAGGGCUUGUAAACUACCCCAACAGUUCCGAUGUAGCUAAUUUUAGGUUUAUAAUAGAAUAAUAUACAUUGGCUGUAAGAUUUCUGAGUAUCUGAAACCGUGAGUGUGACUCCAGAUGCGUAAGAGUUGGCAACCCUGGAAUAUCAGUCAUAAAGAAUUUGCAUGUCUUCCACAGGGGCCAAUGGGAAUUGUCUCGAGAGAUGUUUUGUCAUCACAUGUUCUCAGAUGGGCUCUCCACAACCUGGCUGUCUAACAUUUAGACCUGAAUAUGACCGGAGUCACUGCAGGUGCAGUGGGACAAGGCACCAAAUGCCAACACGCCUAGUGUCCACUUACUGUCCACAGCGAAUCACAGAGCAGGACACUGGCAUCAGCUUCUUGUUCAUCCAAUCAGAUGACUGUCUCCCUUCGAGAGGCCGAAAUGACCACAGCUAAAAUUACAGCCCUUCCACAGGAUCUGGACAUGGAAACAAUCAGUAAGGGGGUGCAGUACCGUGGGGGCCAGUCCGUCCUCUCCGGCCCCAGGUACUGCCCCGGCGUCAACAGUCACGGCGGCUACCUGUGCGAGACGGGACAUUGCUGCGGGGAGACUGGCUGCUGCACCUACUACUAUGAGCUCUGGUGGUUCUGGCUCCUCUGGACCAUGCUGAUCCUGUUCAGCUGCUGCUGCGCCUACCGGCACCGGCGGGCCAAGCUGCGGAUCCAGCAGCAGCAGCGGCAGAGGGAGAUUAACCUCAUCGCCUACCACGGUGCCUGCAACUACCCGGCAUCCAUGCUGGACCUCAGUUUCCUGGCCUCAUUCAAGCUCCCGUCCUAUGAGGAGGUGGCAGCCCGGCCCAACACCCCUCCUCCAGCAUACAACACGGUCUUCGCCCUGCAGGGGGCAGCGGCACAGUAUGCCCACGCGGGCCCCAGCGGCAUGGCCUCCUCUCACAGCUCCGACAACUACACCAGCUGCUCCUGCGAGUCCUGCUCUGCCUCCUCGCACUGCAGCACCUCCUUCUCCGUCCAGGUCACUGAUGAGACGGACACCAGCAAUGCCACCACGCCCAGCGAGAUGGGCGACCCCUGCCCUCUGGCCACUGAUACGGGCUCCCCCUCCGCAUCACUGCCCCCGCCCACCCUAUCAGACCCCCUCGGUGUUUUGGUGGAGCAGGAGGAGGACGGAGGCCUUGAAGAGGAGCCCCCUGAGGAGCAGCCCUCCCCCAAACCUACACAGUCCCCACCCAGACAUGCCCUCUUCUCCCCGAAUGUGGAUUUCUUUGAACCGGACGGGCGUGCCUCUGAGGCAGAUGUGGAGGAGGAAGAGGAAGAGGCUGAGGAGGCGGACGAAGGCCACUUCCGGCACCGGCGUCUGACGGGCGACUCGGGCAUCGAGGUGUGCCGCUGCCAGGUGGAGAGCGAGGAUGAGGAGGAGGUGGAGCAAGGGCGCCAGCUUGCCGGGGGCAAGGAGGUGGGGGAGCGCGAGGAGGCUGAGGGCCAGGAGAAGCCCGGCUUACUUCACGACAGCGUGGACUGCUCUGCCCGGGCUCUGGCACCAGCGCCACCUGCUGACGAGUGCCCCAGUCUGUGCGGCUCCACCUCCCUCCUCCCCAGGGGAGGAGAUUCUGUUGUCGGCAUGGAAACUGUGUGAGGGGCCUGAUGUGUGCCAGCAAUGGAACUAGACAGGAGCUAAUAGCGUGUGGGAGUAAUGACUGUGUGCAGCGGGAGGCAAGCGAGGAGGUGGCAUCUGACCCCCAGUCCUGCCACCAGGUGGCGCUCGGGGGGGGAGGUGCGUCACGGACCCUGGCUGUGUGCAACCCGACCCUCUGUACCACGCACAUGAAAAGGAGUAGGCGAACUACAAGAGCAUCCAGUGUCUAGAAGUUUCUAGAAGCAGAGGCAGGGGUCGUCCCCUGCUGAUCGGUCUCUGUCGGCGCCGCCGCAGGGAUGGUGUUUCAGGGGUAGUAGCUCUCCGCACAUCCGCAGCCAGAUGCUAAUGGACUGACGUAAGGAGUGAUGGAGGCACGGCUGUGCACACGGCGCCCCCUGCUGGGUCCGCCCCACCCCAGUGUGCUCACUUAGCCUCUCCUUCUGCCUCUAUACCUGAGUGUCAGUAGGUCGAUCCCAAACUCAUUUCUGGUUCUAGGGACAAGGAAGGAGCCGGUUUGACUUCUAAACCGGCCUGGUGUCCCCUAAAUGCUCCUGGCCCACGGGCCGGACCGACCACUGUCAUGGCCGACCUACCAUGCUGCUUUAGACUGGUCCAUUCAGAUGCAAUAAUUACACUAAUGAGGAUGGAGUUAAAACCAGUGAUGUGAUAAUGGUGGCACUAAGCCAGUAAUCCUUUCUCGUACGGCGUUGGACAAUAUGGUUGGUCCCUUCAGACGUGCUAAAUGACACCAAAGUGGUUUCAAUCUGCUAGAACUCUUGGAUUCCAGUUUAACCAGUGGCAAAGCUCCUCCUUGAAUUCUGGCGAUGGGAUUCCCAACCAGCUAUAUACAAAACAAGUAUUUAAAUAUAUAUAUGUAUACGAACUGCUGUGAAAUGUAUUAUGGCAUCCGAACAAUGCCCUCUGCAAUAUGUAUUAUCACAGCCCUCUCAGUAGAGGGCGCUGUUCUGCUUGUUAACGCUGCAGAAGCCUGUGGCUAUCCUUGUACAGGCUACUGCUAACCCUUACUGCUGAUGUUGAAUGUAAUUUGCCUCCAUCGUGUCAAACACAAUGUCAGCCUGACCCGGUCCUUCCUUCGGACCCGGGCAGCUAGAUUUCAGGCCUCAGUGCCUCCACACUUUUGAUGGUGUACCUCCCUGACCUGGCACCGGUUCCUUUAGCCACCCCAGUGAAAAAAACGUCAAGAAAAAAGCCUCACAGAGGGGGAUUAUAACUACUAUAGAACACAUGCUGGGUGGGCGGGAGGAAGCAUGGUACUCAUGGGUACUCAUGGGUACUCGUGGGUACUCGUGGUGAUGUAGAGGUGAAUUUAAAUCUGAUAACAUUUGAGUUUCAGAAUAAGUGUACGUUUUGAGGCAUCAUAUUUCUGUUUAAUGUUUAUUUUUUUGUAAUGGUUUGAGGAUAUGAAUGUUGAGCAAAAAGCAGCCAGUAGCGACCGGACCUGGUUUCCUGCGUAUCUGUGUGACGUCUCGUGUAUUUAUGGCCCAGCUCAACCUGGAGUGGAUCCCAUGCAGCUUCACUGGGUCCAUCAAGGCACGUUUGGCUAGAUGGAGUAACUCCUUCUUCCUGAUGAUCCAGCACGGCGUUGAGGGUGGGGGUACGUCCCGCCCAGACUGAAAUUCGCGGCUGCCGUAGGCCUGCUGUUCUUUGGGAGGAGGUAGCCUACCAUCCCCAUUCUCACCCAGUGUAUCCGGUCUUGCAAUUCAACCAGUGACUGUCGAUGGACUGUAAUUUCUCAUCCAUUAGCAGCUGCUGGCUGAUUUGAAGUGAGAAUGUAGGGGGAAUUUGUAAGUAUAAAGUCAGUACAAUCAUAACUUCAAUUUAUUUUUUUCCGUGAACAUGUACAACUAUAGCUGAAGUUAGAAAGAAAAGAAAGAAAAAAAUAGACCUGUAUGGACCUGGGGGGGGAUGUUCCACAAAGCAGGAUUUCUCAGUCAGCUGGAUCAUUUAAGCCAAACGUGAAAACUGUCCAAUAGGAAGGCAGGUAAGUGAGAUUCCUAUUGGACAAUCCUUACAUUUGUCUUAUCUGGCUAAUGAUGAAAUCCUGCUUUGUGGAAUUACCCCCCUUAUCAAACACAACAAAUAAAUCACAUAUUAUGUCAUGGGCUGUCUAUGAGCUUGCAUUGCGUAUGCAGUGGGGAUGGAUGGAUGGAUGGAUGAAUGAUGGAUGGAAAUUAUAAAUCAGUCAAUGAACUCACGGAAUAUCCCAGUGAUUAAAAGCAUGACUGUCAGACGAUAUAGCCCAUAAUAACCUGCUUUAUAUUAAUAAAUACCAGCUUAUCGUGAUAAUGUGGUUAAUAAUACACUCCAAGGCAGUACAGAAAAACCUGCAUUCAACCAAUUGCACCCUUAUUACAUUAUAUGGAAUAUGAACGUAAUAAAUGCAUGAAGGAUCCAUGGUGUCUGUCCCGACGCCGCCUCGGCAUUUAGUGCUUUAUCAUUAACUUGCGUCAGUGUCACCUGGGCCAGUGCAUGUGUCCCGUAAGUCAGACCAUGAUGCAGCCGUCCAUGGAACUUCCCUGAUGUGACGGUGACAUGGGGGGGAGCUCUACGUAGUAUUUAUUCAGACCCCUCCCAGAAUGUCCUUGGUGGAGAAUGUAAUUACACUCACUGUAAAGCAAUUUAUAUUUAAUGAGGAUUUUAAAGCACUUGUGACUUGAAGCGUAGAUUAUAUGUAGCUAUAAGGUAACCAUGUUGCCUUUUUCAAAUUGGACAUGAAGGCGAAGGUGACGUGAAUGUGUUUGAUGCUUGUUUUUUGUGAGACCCAAAUUAUACAGAGUCUCCAGUCAGAGUCCUACACUAUCAGAAAAAAUAGCUCCAAUUUGUACCUUUGCUUGGGCUGUAACCUCAAGGCUCUGCCAAUUGUACCCUUAGCUGUAGGUAAUUGUACCUUUUAAGGUACAGAAGUGGACUCUGGGGAACGUUUUUUGUAGCAUUGAUGGUACAUUAAUGUUGUUUGUACCUUAGGUUUCUCCGAGUCCAUUUCUGUAUCUUAAAAGGUACAUUUGCCAACUGAUAAGGGUACAAUUAGCAGACCCCUGAGGGUACAGUCCCAGUGACAAGCAAUGGUACAAAUUGGGUACCUUUUUUUCUGACAGUGCACCUGUAGACCUGCAGCUGUUUUGUUAAACAUCUGUUUCCGAGGUCCAGCACUAACAACGUCAAGGCUAGACUAGAUCACUUUGUCUUGUGGAUGCCAUUCCAAGCUUUAUUAUUCUUCUGCCCGUUCAUGGAUUUAUUAGUGGUAGAUCAGGGUAUUGCAGUUGGGGAAAGUUGUGUGAAGGCCGCAAGUGUCACGUGAUGAUGGGGUGGUGACAUCACUCUGACAACUCAUCGGCCGCCCACUGCCGCUCACUGAGGCGUGGAGCGGUGAGGUCAACCCGCCGAGCCGGGUGAUGUAACUCCGACACAUCAUUGGUUAGCCAGCUGUCACUCAAAGAGAAGGGGAACCCAGUGACCAAUGGUCUGCAAGAUGUUGCUAAUGGAGAUACGAAGUCAAAUUGGGGCCUGAAUCCUAGUCUUAAUGCUGAAUAGGCUUCCGGCCUUUCGUUUUGUCAUGAUACUUAUUUCAGACACACUGAAAAGAGGUGAUUCAGAUUAAAUGUUUUUUCUUUAAAUGA
This is a messenger RNA of Paramormyrops kingsleyae, 7303 nucleotides long. The record is from RefSeq and is a predicted model, not a curated record. Lineage: Eukaryota; Metazoa; Chordata; Actinopteri; Osteoglossiformes; Mormyridae.